AUGGACAGUGAAGCUCUUCUUUAUGGUAUUAUAUCGAUUACUGUAAUAUCGCUAUUAUCACUAACUGGCCUUGUAUUUUUACCUGUCAUCAAAGGUGAAUGGCGAAACAGAUGGAUGCAAAUAUUUAUUGCUUUAGCUGUUGCAACAUUGAGCUCAGAUGCUUUACUUCAUAUUUUACCACAGAAAUUUGAAGAUGAAAAAUUUGCUUCCGAAGAUCAUUCAAUGUUGCUGAAAAUGACAGCCGUAAUCGGAGCCGUUUACAUUCUGUACAUAUUAGAAUUCAUCAGUGCUUUACCUAUUUGGAAAAAAAAAACUAGCAUGCCGAAAAUCAGGAAGACAUCAAUUGUACUGCAAAAUGGUUGGUCGGAUGCUGAAACGUAA
This is a messenger RNA of Acanthocheilonema viteae, 381 nucleotides long. The record is from the annotation of a GenBank genome assembly. NCBI's taxonomy places the organism in Eukaryota, Metazoa, Nematoda, Chromadorea, Rhabditida, Onchocercidae.